This is a messenger RNA of Opisthorchis viverrini, 1414 nucleotides long. RefSeq lists its product as hypothetical. Gene Ontology annotation, molecular function: 8-oxo-dGDP phosphatase activity. The transcript has 9 exons. NCBI's taxonomy places the organism in Eukaryota, Metazoa, Platyhelminthes, Trematoda, Opisthorchiida, Opisthorchiidae. The annotation marks the transcript as partial. The record is from RefSeq and is a predicted model, not a curated record.
CGUUUUUCCGGCGACAUAUUGGCCAUCGCUUGCUCACCUGAGUCUGCUUCAGUUGCCCGCAGUUUGGUUUUGUGGUUCUUCGUUGAAGGAGAAGAGGGUAAAAGCGUUUCAUCCGCUGUUGGUUAUAUGGCCUGCCUGUCGUUACCACGUCUUUGGACAUUGGUUUCGCAACGCUGUAAUAAUUUCCUUCUCCCAGUCUCAGACUUCCGGACGUGUGAGAGUGUACGGAGAGCUCUCCAAAAGCUUCCGCACACAAAGCGGUGUCCGUCAGGGAUGCCCACUCUCUCCAUUCCUGUUUAACUUCAUGGUCGAUGAAAUCACGAGACGAACGCUGGAAAAUCUCCAAAACCCUGGUGUUCAAAUAGCCUGUGACGAAAGCCUUGUCGAUCUGGAAUAUUCAGACGACAUCGUUUCCAUUUUCAAAGAGAAGGAGAAGGCGCGUGAGUUCUUGGAUGAACUGACCAAAGUCAUCCCGUCCUUUGGCUCUUCUCGUUCGUCUUGCUUCAAGUUUGUCGUCGAUGGAUUCUUUCUGGGCCUCAUUCGACAUGACGCUCUAAGUACUUUGUUGUCGUACCCUGAGGUCUUCGUGUGGACCUCAGAUCCAAUCACCGGGGAACGGUGCAUUACUCUUCAUCCUUCUCUUAACACUCCAUAUGAGCGCACAAAUGCCGUUUCUGAUGCCAUGCUAGAUCUCCGUUCGACCGGCACUGUUCCAGCUUUGAAAGGAUGGAGGAACGAAGAUUAUGGAGUUUAUGCGCACAAUCGUGGAAAGACCCUUUUCUGCAUUGAACGCUCAGCUUCUGCGCUUCUGGGGAUAACACGUUACGGUUGUCAUAUAAACGGAUUCGUUGUACUUCCGGAAACAGUGAAUGGUAUCGAUCAGAUAUCCACACAUGAGAAGCUGCAGUUGAAAGACAGUUUUGGCCAAAUAGAUGCUUCGCGUGUGAUGAUGUGGCUGGGUGUCCGUUCUUCCAGCAAACCCACGUGGCCUGGAAUGUUGGACAAUAUGGCAGCUGGAGGGUUAACCUUUGGGUUAGAUCCAAUGGAGUGUGCACGUAAGGAAUGCCAGGAAGAAGCAAGUGUGCCUGAAGCACUGCUGGGACCGUUGACUCCAGUGAGUCGCUUAAGCUACAUUUUUGAGGAUGACCGUGGUGUUUGUCCACAAGUUGAAUAUUGCUUUGAUCUGGAGCUACCCUGUGAUUUCGUACCGGUUAGUGCAGAUGGUGAAGUUGACAGCUUCCGGCUGGUUAGCAUUUCUCAGGUUAAAGAACUAAUUCUCAGUGAGCAAUUCAAGGCAAACUCUGCCAUGGUUGUCUUGGACUUUCUCUACCGUCACAAGUUCAUUGACCCAGAAUCGGAUCCGCUUCAUAAAGAUAUAAUCUCGUUGAUGCACGUCAAAUUCGACUUCGACUGA